UAUUCUAAGGGAAGGAACUGUAAGUUUACAUUUGUCGAGGGCAGUGUUCUUACUCUCAAGUCGUAAUUAAUAUCAUUUUUGUUGCAAGACAGAAAGUAGAGACUUACAGCAAAAAAGUACGUGUAACAACUUAUAACUGCGGACUCAACAGUGAAAAUUUUUACUUAGUUGAAGAGAGAAAAUGAGAAAUCCUAUGAAGGAAGUUUAUAUGAAGAAGAUUUUGCUAAGUAUAUGACUGUGAGGAGGAAAGACCCUAAUAUUUCACACCUUUGCUCUUUGCUUGAAAACAUACAAAGAGAAAGAGAGAGAAAGUAGUGUUGGGGUCUUUGCAUUUUUCCUUUUGCCUACUUUUGCCAUUGAAAGAAAAAUUAUAUUGUCAACUUGAUGUGAGAAAUAAAUGAAAACUGACUCAAACUUGCAAUAAUAAUAAAUUAUCAAAAUAUUUCUGUUAAAAAAAAAAUACUGUGUGCCACAAAGUGCUAAAGAAUUACUCGUAUUUAAUGACCGUAAUAUAUUACAGUUCCAGGCGAGACUUGAAAGACAAGCCUGACAUCAUGAAGCGUAUUGAGCAAUGUGAAGGAAGCUCAAAGCGGACAGUUGUUUUGUCAAUCUUUGUAUUUUUAAUAUGUUGUUGUUUUGUGCCAUCGAAAAGUUUCCAAGCAGUCAACACGUCUAACGUAUCGGAACCACCUGUGAAUCCUUUCAAGAUACACGUACAGAAUAUUAAAACCCUGAAAAGCAUGUUUAAAACCCAGUCGGAUCGUACAUGGACAAUCCUGAAAUCCAGCACUCAUCACAUUAUAACAUCCGAAGAACCUGACAGACCAGCUGUGAUUAUGAUGGUUUUACCGACUAAAGAAUCUGAGCCAAUGGCACUUUGUCUAGCCCGACACUUCUCACAUGACAUCACUAAGGUUCUUGAUUGCCAUACUGCAACGGCAGCUUCAUAUCCUGCUAUCAAUGGCGCUGAGUACGUAGAGUAUGAAAAUGGGGAUCAGAAAAUAAAACUAGAUAAUUCCAUUCAAAAUUUGAUUAAAUACCACAGAUCAAUAAUAAUUAAUCACUUAGAAAAAUUUCACAGCGAAACUGUAAUGUAUUUUCAUGGUCUCUGUGACACAACUGAAGCUAUGUACAAGCAAAUUGCUGUAGUAUUUCUACUGGAGCCUCCUUAUGCUAUAAAAAAUGAAGCAGAGCUAGCAUUAUAUUUAGAGAAGUUGUGGAGUGACAUAGACCAUAUUAGAAUUAAACCUCUUCUUUCACGGAUUGCCAACAAUGUCAUAUUUCUGAAUGAAGACAAAAGCUUUGAACACUGUUAGUAAAUCUUCCCUUUA
Messenger RNA from Octopus sinensis (East Asian common octopus), 1331 nucleotides. RefSeq lists its product as uncharacterized. The record is from RefSeq and is a predicted model, not a curated record. The coding region runs from base 501 to 1316 and encodes 271 amino acids. Gene Ontology annotation, molecular function: ATPase activator activity. Gene Ontology annotation, cellular component: membrane. Gene Ontology annotation, biological process: membrane organization. The transcript has 2 exons. Lineage: Eukaryota; Metazoa; Mollusca; Cephalopoda; Octopoda; Octopodidae.